AUGGCUUCGUCGCCAACCAGAAGAUCUAGGUGCCGCCGCACUGCGGUUCCUAGAUAUGUGACGGAUGUUUCCGAAGUUGCGGGGCUUGAGAUUGGAUCGUCGCAAGGUGAGCGGUUUAGUGACGAAGAGGAUGAAGCAUCUGAGCCAUUUGAAGAUACACGACGGGAAAAGCGUCGAAAGGAUGACGAUGAUGAAUACGAAGAAAAUGGUGAUAAUUAUGUCGAAGGCUUGGCCGAAGAAGAUGACUUAAUCUCUGCUUUAGACUCUGAUAUUAAGGAAGAUAAGCCGCCAAAGGCUCGCUCCAUACCUAUCGGGCGUGUUGAUGAGCAAGAUGCUUUGGCUACCCAUUCAAGAGGCAUCUACAAGUCGUCAGCACAUGGUGCUAAAGUCACGUACUUGAAAUUAACUUUCGGGGCUAGCGAUGAAGACCUGCUGCCCAUGGUGUACGCCAGGGUUCGGUGGACUAAAGGACGAGAUGUGACAUUUCCCAGUAGGGAGACCUUACGAGGGGCGUUCAACAUGUCCACUGAUGAAAUUGGAGCUGCCUUUGGUGUGAAUGGAGACUUGUUUCGUAAGGAGGCGACAACUGGCUGGGAUUGGUAUUAUGAUGAAAAUACCGGUGGUCGGUUUAAAAAGAGACAGCGAACAGGGACCCUCACAGCAGAAGAGGGUAAAAAGUAUUUGCCUAGAGCAAAUGCAAAGAAACACACUGUGCUAAUGGGGCCUGCAUCGUCCCAGAAAGUUUUUGAAGUGGGUGUGGGCGAAUCGCUUGACUUUGGAGAAGCAUGGAGCGAAAUCAGGCCAAAGGGUAAGAGGGCAGGACUCUCGAAAAAAGGUGAUAGACAAUCUCCUGAAAUGCCGGAUACUCAUGGGUCUCCACCACUCGAAGCGGAACAGAUGUCACGGAUAGAAAAUGCUUCUACGCGUAGGCCGCGGAGAAACCGUGAAGGAUGGAUUCUCAACUUAGGGAACAAGAUUCAGUGUCUAUCAUGGGCUCCAAACUGUUCAGGUACUUCGCAAUAUCUUGCGAUAGCUGUUCCAAUAUCAGAUUUACAAAAGCAAUUGAUAGAUGGAACUUCUUCACAAGGAGCCCCGGCGUUUACACCGUCCGCGCCAUAUCCGUCUGCUAUACAAAUUUGGUCGUUUGAAUCUACAAAGGAAGAAGAUGAUGUUCGUCAACUUGACAUGACUGUUAAGCCGCGUCUACGACAAGUAAUAUGUACUGAUAAUGGUGAUGUGAGGCGCUUAUCCUGGUGUCCAAUGGGCCGUGAAAAAAGAGAGGAAGACGAAACUGAUGAAAAGGUCAAUAUUGGACUUUUGGCGGGGAUCUGGGGGGAUGGAACUGUUAAGGUUUUAGAUGUCCAGUUGAACAAGACUGCCAGCGAGGCAGAAUAUGUCCACGUCCACGUUCCAGCUUUUGUGUCCAAACCACCAUUUACGCUUUGCACCUGUUUCUGCUGGCUUUCCCCAAGUGACCUCGCUGUUGGUACAGCAAAUGGCUUUGUCGGAGUGUGGAACUUGUCAUCGCCAUCCAAUGUCAACGAACCAGAGGCAACUCCACUACCGUAUAUGUACAUUCCAGUUCAUAGUUCCUACAUACUCAACAUCACCUCGUCAUACCCAACAUAUCCGCAUAUGAUUGUUACGACUGGCAUGGACGGUAAAACCAAACUAUUUUCCCUCCUGGAUCCCAGAGCCGACGUUACAGAGGCUUCGCGUUCACGGCUGGGCUCGUAUGAAGUAUCCUAUUCACCGUUGUUGCGAACGUACAUAUGUUCUGAUGACACGGAAUUUGUUCGUAUUCAGCCACUCCGACGGUUCUUCUCCACAUCCUCUAUAUUGCAAACCUACGACUUGGUAUCCGCAAUUGCCUCGGGGAAUUUAUGCCAUCCAUCCUUUCUGGCCGGCAAUGUCAGCGGCACUGUUUCGGUCACAAAUCCUCUUCGUAGGGUGAUGAAUCCAAAGGAAAAGCACUGGCAACAGACAUGGUUUACCCAUGAAUGGGUCCCCGACAAAACUGUGGAAAGCGGCGCUGAACAGAAGGGCGCUUUGGUUGGUCCCGGGGUCAGCAAAUUCUACGACGGGUUUAAAGCGGAGAUACCGAAGUUGAUCAGAAAGCUGACAGGAGAUAGGAGGAUUGUCAAUGGAAACCUUCCGGUGUCGAUUUUUGAAGAAGGGACUGCGAUUACCGGACUUGCUUGGAACCCGAAUAAUGAGUGUGCGGGUUGGGCAUGUGCUGGGAUGGGUUGUGGGCUACUCCGGGUUGAGGAUGUAACUCUCCGAUAG
This is a messenger RNA of Paracoccidioides brasiliensis Pb18, 2286 nucleotides long. RefSeq lists its product as uncharacterized. Gene Ontology annotation, cellular component: transcription factor TFIIIC complex. Gene Ontology annotation, biological process: transcription by RNA polymerase III. The record is from RefSeq and is a predicted model, not a curated record. The transcript is spliced from 3 exons. Gene Ontology annotation, molecular function: protein binding. Bases 1 to 2286 code for a protein of 761 amino acids.